Messenger RNA from Pelobates fuscus (common spadefoot toad), 1212 nucleotides. Its product is annotated as oocyte zinc finger protein XlCOF6.1-like. Gene Ontology annotation, molecular function: DNA-binding transcription factor activity, RNA polymerase II-specific; RNA polymerase II cis-regulatory region sequence-specific DNA binding. Gene Ontology annotation, biological process: regulation of transcription by RNA polymerase II. Lineage: Eukaryota; Metazoa; Chordata; Amphibia; Anura; Pelobatidae. The coding region runs from base 1 to 1212 and encodes 403 amino acids. The transcript has 3 exons. The record is from RefSeq and is a predicted model, not a curated record.
AUGCGGAGUGGGCUGAAUAUUUCCAGCAGCAGAAGUUUUUCUAAAGGACAGGACAACAACAGAACUAUACUAAGCAAGAUUAUGAAGAAAUCUUCUAAUAAGACAACCAAGGAUUCCAGCUCUCCAAACUCAAGCAAUUUCUCAGAACCCUAUAUGUCUACAAAGGAUAUCAUAAACACAAAACCUUUCUCAUGUUCUGAAUGCGGAAAAUGUUUUCGCUGGCCGUCAGAAAUUGUUAUACAUCAGAGAACUCACACGGGAGAGAAACCUUUCUCAUGUGCUGAAUGUGGGAAAUGUUUUGGCUUGCACUCAAAUCUUGUUAAACAUCAGAGAACUCACACAGGAGAGAAACCUUUCUCAUGUGCUGAAUGUGGGAAAUGUUUUAGCCAGUGCUCAGGUCUUAGUACACAUCAGAGAACUCACACAGGAGAGAAACCUUUCUCAUGUGCUGAAUGUGGGAAAUGUUUUAACAGACAUGCUCCCCUUGUUUUACACCAGAGAACUCACACAGGAGAGAAACCUUUCUCAUGUGCUGAAUGUGGGAAAUGUUUUAGCCAUAACUCAACUCUAGUUAACCAUCAGAGAACUCACACAGGAGAGAAACCUUUCUCAUGUUCUGAAUGUGGGAAAUGUUUUAGCCUUAACUCAGCUCUAGUUAAGCAUCAGAGAACUCACACAGGAGAGAAACCUUUCUCAUGUUCUGAAUGUGAGAAAUCUUUUAGCGGGCACUCAAAUCUUGUUUCACAUCAGAGAACUCACACAGGAGAGAAACCUUUCUCAUGUUCUGAAUGUGGAAAAUGUUUUAGCGGGCACUCAAAUCUUGUUAAACAUCAGAGAAUCCACACAGGAGAGAAACCUUUCUCAUGUUCUGAAUGUGGGAGAUGGUUUAGACAUAACAUAACUCUAGUUACACAUCAGAGAACUCACACAGGAGAGAAACCUUUCUCAUGUUCUGAAUGUGGAAAAUGUUUUAUCGGGCACUCAAAUCUUGUUACACAUCAGAGAACCCACACAGGAGAGAAACCUUUCUCAUGUGGUGAAUGUGGGAAAUGCUUUAACGAGCACUCAAAUCUUAAAGCACAUCAGAGAAUCCACACAGGAGAGAAACCUUUCUCUUGUUCUGAAUGUGGGAAAUGUUUUAGCCUGCAUGUACACCUUGUAAGUCAUCCGAGAACUCACACAGGAGAGAAAUUGUUCCAAAUGUCCAAUUGA